UGAAAGAAAUAUCUUUUCCAGUCUCAGGGAAGGAUAGUUAACUAAGCAUCCUACAUCCUAACUAUGUUUAAUUUUUUUUUUUUUUUAAUUUCCAGGAUUGAUUCAGAUUUUAACAAACAGAAGCCAUGUCAUUUUCAGAGAGAAAUAAAAGUGGGGCCAUGUUCACUCUUUUGGGCUUCUCAGAUUGCCCAGAACUGCAGGUUCCCCUCUUCGUGGUAUUUCUGGCCAUCUACAGUCUCACUGUUGUAGGGAAUCUUGGGAUGAUUGUAAUCAUCAAAAUUAACCCCAAACUGCACACCCCCAUGUACUUUUUCCUCAGCCACCUCUCAUUUGUGGAUUUCUGCUAUUCCUCUAUCAUUGCUCCCAAGAUGCUGGUGAACCUAGUUGUAGAAGACAGAACCAUUUCGUUUUUAGAAUGCGUAGUACAAUACUUUCUCUUUUGUACCUUUGUGGUGACUGAAUCCCUUCUAUUAGCUCUAAUGGCCUAUGACCGCUUUGUGGCCAUUUGCAACCCUCUGCUCUACACAGAUGCCAUGUCCCAGAGACUCUGUGCUAUGCUGGUGGUGGGAUCAUAUGCAUGGGGAGUAGGGUGUUCCUUGAUGCUCACAUGCUCUGCUUUGAAAUUAUCUUUUCAUGGUGCCAACACAAUCAAUCACUUCUUCUGUGAGUUCUCCUCACUUCUUUCCCUUUCUUGCUCUAAUACUUACCUCAGUGAGUUGUUGCUUUUUAUCUUUGCUACUUUUAAUGUGGUGAGUACAUUACUCAUCAUUCUCACAUCUUAUGUGUCCAUUGUUGUCACCAUCUUGAAAAUGAGUUCAGCCAGUGGUCGUCAUGAGGCAUUCUCUACCUGUGCCUCUCAUCUGACUGCCAUCACUAUCUUCCAUGGCACCAUCCUGUUCCUCUACUGUGUACCCAACUCCAAAAACUCCAGGCACACCAUCAAAAUAGCCUCUGUGUUUUACACAGUGGUGGUCCCCAUGUUAAAUCCCUUGAUCUACAGUCUGAGGAAUAAGGAUGUCAAGAAUACAGUCAGCAAGAUAAUGGAUGCUAAAGUCUUUUCUCAUUAAACAUAUUAUUUUAGUAGAAUUUGUCGCCAAUUUAUAAACACAGUACUUCCAAAAAGAUUAUUUUAAAAGAUACCUUUAAAAUUAAUCUUUAAUACUGUACAAUGGUAAGGAUAUGGAAUUUUGGUUCAAAGAGACUAAUCUUGGCUUUGUCUCCUCAUUGCAGGAAAAAAAAUCACCACCUCUAAUUUUAAUUUUUAAAUCUAUGCAACUGUGAUAACAGGAACUGGGUCAUAAUCUGAUAAUGAAGACCUAAAGAUAAUAUAGAUACCAUGAAAGGCACCUUGCAAAAUCCGAAUAAACAUUAAUUCCAUCCCUCUUUCUUAUAAGGUCCUUGGAGUAUAG
This is a messenger RNA of Loxodonta africana (African savanna elephant), 1409 nucleotides long. RefSeq names its product olfactory receptor 5D18-like. Gene Ontology annotation, molecular function: olfactory receptor activity; odorant binding; G protein-coupled receptor activity. The record is from RefSeq and is a predicted model, not a curated record. The transcript has a single exon. Bases 126 to 1067 code for a protein of 313 amino acids. Gene Ontology annotation, cellular component: membrane. NCBI's taxonomy places the organism in Eukaryota, Metazoa, Chordata, Mammalia, Proboscidea, Elephantidae. Gene Ontology annotation, biological process: sensory perception of smell; G protein-coupled receptor signaling pathway.